Molecule: messenger RNA, 1313 nt
Organism: Diaporthe batatas
Lineage: Eukaryota; Fungi; Ascomycota; Sordariomycetes; Diaporthales; Diaporthaceae
Exons: 4
Coding region: 117-1163 (348 amino acids)
Biological process (GO): ubiquinone biosynthetic process
Cellular component (GO): mitochondrial inner membrane
Molecular function (GO): 4-hydroxybenzoate polyprenyltransferase activity
Source: RefSeq, a predicted model, not a curated record
GAAGAAGCUCAGACCUGGAAAUACCGUCUCACAGUUUCAUUUUGCUUUUUGUGCUUUCCGAGGCUUCUUUUGAAACUGGCCCUACACAGAACUCGUUCGAAGUUGCUGACAAAAACAUGCCACCGUCCCGCAACCGGCGCAUGGUCCAAGAUGGAACGAGCCACGCUUCGGAACUCAAGGCUCAAAGCACACGUGCUUACCAAGUCCCAAAAAGAGGUGUGCUGUCUAGAUUACCGGUGUCUUGGGUACCUUAUGCAGAGCUCUCACGCAUCGAAAAACCGGGCGGCCUGUACGGUGUCUACAUGGCCUACCUUCUGGGUCUCGGUUAUGGCGGUUCCGUCUUCUCUCCCACCUUGUCUCCCGGUACACUCGCGUACAGCGCCGCGAUCCUGCUGGUCUACUGUGUUUUCCACCGCGGCGCCGCGUGCACCGCUAACGAUAUCAUGGACCGCGAGUUCGAUCGUGAGGUCGCGAGGUGUCGCAACAGGCCCGUUGCGCGUGGGGCCCUGACUCCUGGCCAGGCCUGGCUGUGGUACUUUGUGCAGGUCCUCGGCACCGCCUCUACCAUUGCUUGUCUUCCGAGCCCGAUGUUGGCGCUGAUUUACGCAAUCCCUAUUCAGAUCCUUGGCUCUAUAUACCCCCUUAGCAAGAGACUUACAGAUUUCCCCCAACUCAUUUUGGGCCUGCCCAUUGCCGGUGGUAUCCUUAUGGCCGCGGCCUCGGUCGGUCUCAAGCCGCUCGACACGUCCUCUCUAGCUAUCGUUGGAGCUACAGCCUCACUGACAGCAUCACACUACAUAUGGACAGUCAUCUUUGACUACGUUAACGCUUGUCAGGACACGUCGGAUGACAUCCGUGCCGGUGUGCGAAGCAUGGCAGUCCGUUAUCACGACACUGAUGCCUUCAUAACAACGUUGGGAACCGCUCAGGUAGCCUGCCUUCUUCUUACCGGUAUUCUCGCGGGCUUCUCGCUCGCCUACUUCGUUCUAGCUGUUGGCGGUAAUGCAAUAUGUCUCAUGGCUAUGGUCAAGACCGUCUCGCGCUCACGGUCCGACAUAUGCGGUUGGUGGUUCGCUUGGGGCGGCCUGCUCGUAAGCGGUACAACCGCCAUGGGGCUGCUCGCAGAAUAUUACUGCAGAUUUUGUGAUGAGAAUUGUGCGUGAAAUAGGUGGGUUCAGGGAAGAUGACGACCCUCGGGGACGUUGGCUCAGGUGUCUGAUUGUUGGUAGUACCCUAGGUUAGCAUGGACUUUGUCUUUGCAAUGUACUCAAAUACUAGUAGGAUAGAUAGUUGAUUAAACUGUUUGUUAAUCA